Molecule: messenger RNA, 1884 nt
Organism: Necator americanus (New World hookworm)
Lineage: Eukaryota; Metazoa; Nematoda; Chromadorea; Rhabditida; Ancylostomatidae
Exons: 17
Coding region: 1-1884 (627 amino acids)
Molecular function (GO): serine-type endopeptidase inhibitor activity
Source: RefSeq, a predicted model, not a curated record
AUGGUUGCACCUAUGAACACCAACGACUCAUUUCUAAAUGCGGAGAUGGAUUUUGGUUUGAAUAUGCUCCGACAAUCACCUAUCACAGAACAGCUGGUCGUCUCCCCAAUUUCUAUCUUACUCGCUCUUGCUAUGGUACAGGCUGGUGCAAGAGGGAAGACAAAGACAGAAAUCAACCAAGUUAUUUCAAAUGACACCUUUUCUCUCAUGAUUAACGCUAUUUAUUUCACUGCUAAAUGGUGGAACGCGUUCGACAGGAGCUCAUCCAGAAAUGGCACUUUUCACAGCUCCGCAAACAAGCAAAAGCAAAUAGAAUAUAUGAACGAGAAGGAAGUGAAUCGGUACUACGUAGAGGAUGAAGAUAUGCAAGCGCUCUCAUUACCUUAUCUGGACACAUCCUACGCUUUCAAUAUUCUUCUUCCCAGAAAACGGUUUGCUUUAGACGAACUCAGAAUGAAACUAAACGGCGCUGCCAUAAGAAGGGUCCUCUCGCAGCUAAAGUCGACGUACAUAUCAAUCUCUAUCCCAAGAAUGAAGAUUGAAACUACUUUGAAACUAAAGGAAGCGUUAAUGGCAAUAGGAGUCACAGAAAUGUUUUCUGACAGUGCUGAUUUACCAGGAAUCACAAGGUCAUCGCCAUUGAAGGUUUCGAGUGCUGUGCACAAAACUCUCAUUGAGGUUGAUGAGGAAGGAACUACAGCAGCUACAGCUACAUUCUCCGAAAUGAUCCUUGUUUCAGCUGAUUUUCUCGGCAAUCGUCAGUUCCUCAAAAUGUCUGAUACAACUGAAAGGAUGCUCCUGACUGCACAGACGGAUUUCGGACUCGGCAUGCUUCGACACGCCUCAGCCGAUGAGCCCGUCGUUGUAUCGCCUCUUUCAGUGACUUUCGCACUCGCCAUGGUCCAGGCUGGUGCAAAGGGAAAUACCAGAGAACAGAUCAUUGAAAUAAUAUCACGAUCUGCGUCCGAUGAACAAACCCUUGACUAUUAUUCAGAACUAUCGGAAUCCGUUCUAAAAGCCACUGAUGGAGUGCAAUGUAGGAUAGCAAAUGGAUUCUACUUAGACAACAAAUUUGAAAUCGAGAAGGACUACGAGGAUACGGUCGCUAAGAAGUACUCGGCGAAAGUGGAACGUCACGAUUUUAGCAAAGCAGAUGAGACUGCGAAGAUUAUCGACGAGUUUGUGAGCACAACAACGGAGGGCAAAAUCCACGAUAUUGUGAACGCAGAUACUGUUAGAGAUGCUUUUUCAUUAAUCGUCAAUGCUAUCUACUUCACUGCCGAGUGGGUUCAUAAAUUUGAUGGUAGUGGUAACACAAAACAAAUGUUCUUCAGUGCAGAAGACAAGCAGAGGGAGAUGGAAUUCAUGAACGAUUUUGAAGAACACAGAUACUACGCUGAGGAUGAAGACAUUCAACUGUUGUCGUUGCAGUACAAAGACACUGCAUAUGCGUUCAAUAUUUUCCUGCCAAAAAAGAGAUUUGGACUUGGCGAACUGCUAAAGACUAUUGACGGAGCAAAAAUUCAGGAGAUGUUAUCCAAAUUGGAGAAUACCUAUAUCUCGUUGACCAUCCCAAAAAUGAAGAUAGAAACCGAUUUUAAACUGAAAGAAGCGCUAAUGCAGAUGGGCGUCACCGAGAUGUUCAGCGACAAGGCUGACUUGAGCGGUAUCACCACGUCAACACCUCUGAAGAUCUCCGAGGCAGCACAUAAGGCUAUGAUUGAGGUUGACGAAGAUGGAACUACUGCAGCUGCGACUACAAUCUUUAAGGUCUGCCCUAUGUCUUUGACGCUUGAACAACCAAAACAAUUCAUAGCAGACCAUCCAUUUAUUUUCGUUCUUACCAAAAACAAUAAUCCGCUAUUUAUGGGACAGCUUGUUUGA